Messenger RNA from Porites lobata, 1842 nucleotides. Lineage: Eukaryota; Metazoa; Cnidaria; Anthozoa; Scleractinia; Poritidae. The record is from the annotation of a GenBank genome assembly.
AUGGAGUCGUGGUCCCCAAUAUUUAUCCUCACCGUUCCUAUUACUGUGGUGGUCAUUGGAACGACCAUAAGUAGAAUCAUAAAGCUGAUAAUAUCCUCUAGUUGGUACAAAAGGAAAUACGCCGAAAGACAACAGCGUUGGACUGAAUUAACCGCCCUGGUCUUCGAGCCCUUGAAGCGAAAACUCUUCGCAGAUCUCGAUGAAAAUCUUAAAAGACUCAACGGCGACGUUUUAGAAAUUGGCAUCGGUUCAGGGCAAAACUUACAUCAUUAUCCUACAGGAACAGCGCUAAUAGCCGUUGAUCCUAAUCCACAUGUGGAAAAACUUCUAAAGGAGAACUUGAGGAAAGCAGGUGACAGGAUAAAAUUGAAGAGAUUUGUCGCUGUUUCAGCGGAGGACAUGAGUUACAAGGAGCAGAUCGGUGUAGAGGACAAUUCUGUUGCUGCUGUGGUUUGUACGAAGCUUUUCUGUUCCCUGACUGAUGACCAAGCAAAGAAAGUUGUCCAAGAAGUAAAGAGAGUUUUGAUUCCUGUAAGCAGUUUAUGUACAUCUUUGCAUUAGCUAUUACGCGUACGACUAGGCGACUACUGCCAGUUUUUGUCGCUCAGCUUUUUUUAAAGAUUUAUUGUUUUCUUUGUUUUUUAUUCGUGACAAAAAUCCAAACCGAAGGAAAAUAAGUUUCAAUAUUUUCAACCUCAGUGUUAGAACGCUGGGGAUUAUGUUAGAUGGGGUCGGGUCGGGGCGAGGGGGGGGGAGUGACAGGUAGGGGUGAUCCCUCAAACGUAAAACCCAAACUUUGUGCCCCCUCUUUUUUUCUUCUGGAGGAGUUUGAAGUGUUUUUUUGUGUGUAAGAAUUAUUUAUGUAUUUUAAUAUUUAUUAUAUUUAUUAUUUCUUUGAUUUUCUCAUCUUCUACAGGGUGGACGAUUUUAUUUUAUGGAGCAUGUGGCAGGUUGGUAUCAGGCUCAGCUCAGAACCCUAUUUUCUCAAAAUAAUCUUAAGGCCGAUCGUUUCACUACAAAAGGUUGCUUCGCGCAGUCAUAUUUGUCCGUUUCGUUUUCAAUUUUUUUAUUUGUGGAAUAUUUCAACCCAAAUUGACACUGUGAUAAAAAAUAUGAAAAGCUGCAAAUACACCACGGUGGGGCCAGGCGUUCACUUUAAAACCCCACAGUGGGGCUUAAAAUAGGGUGUAAAUGCCCCACCCCGGAACAACACCAAAAUUGCAUUUUCCAGAAAAUAAGCUGCAAAUACCAUAUUUACAGGUAAUCUGUAAUAAUCUGAUCAAAUGCCCUGCGGGAAUGGGCACGUUUGGAAUUAACUGAGCCGUUAGAGGCAGCUGUUCAGUGACUAAUAAUUAACAAUUAAUGAAUGAGGCUAAGUAUCUUAUGAAGUUAUGGAGAUCUAGGAGGGUGUUAUCCGUCAAGGCUGGUUAUGGUGAAUUAUGCGUGUGCUUUUAGCCAAUCAGAAUUGGGGAAAUAUUCUGAAUGAAUAAUAAUGUGCUGUUAUUGUUACCAAUCCCUCCUCUGAAGUAUAACAUAUUCUUUAUUUUUCAAAAAGGAAAGCGCUGGACACUCCAAUACAUCCUUCAACAGCUCGUCUCGAAAUCACAUUUUUGGCCCACCACACACAAUGGAUGUCGCUGUGACCGAGAAACUCUAUUAUGGAUAGAACAUGGUGGAUUCACCAAGGUGUGGUCUGAAAAAAGCUGGCCUGAAUGGAAGCUCUUUGCCGAGAGAGCUUCAUAUGAUUGCUUUACAAGAUUUAAAUUGUUUCUUAUAAAUUCUAUGCUCAUUGGUUAUUCAGAGAAAGGACAAUGUACUGAAGAGAGAAAAAAAGAACUGUAA